CCAAUAGAUAAGGCCAAGGCUUGCCCAUUGCAUAAGGACAACGUAUACUUCACCCACCCCGACGGCUGCUACCCUUCGGCCCGCGCGACGCCACAGCCGCCGCAGGAGAGACUAACAGCCCUGUGGUUCAUCUUCCUUGCCGGCGGAGUGGUGUUGGCGGGGGUAACGUGCGCACUGAUAAUGGUGAUGCUGAGAGGAAAACUGUGCGGGCGAUUUAAAAACGACGGUGUUUCCAACUCGGGGUCAACGACUAAAGCGAAGAGACGCCCCUUGCCCGUGAUGGUCCUUUACGCGACAGACAGCUUCGAGCACCUGGCGAGGGUGUCCUCUCUCGUGCAGGAUCUGAAGAGUCAGUUGGACUGCCAGAUCCUCGACCUGCACGACGAGAGGAACGCCCAACUCCUAGCAGAUCCUGCCGGUUUCAUCCUGGAGGCGACGUCCUUCCGCUCGUUCACCAGGGUCAUCCUCGUCCUCUCCAGCGGGGUCACGAGGCUGCAGAGGUCAUUUCUGGACAACGAGUCAGACACGGAGGCGCCGUCGAAAGCCCUCGGCGCGGGUGGCGAACCCAAGGACCUCUUGCUCCUGCUGGCGCUGAAGAGGCUGCACGAACUCGACCUGGUCUACAAUUAUUCCAGGAUCUUUGUUGUCAGCCUGGACGACACCGAAGCCCCGUGCAGUGAAGAGGACGUCCAACUGCUGGUGGACGCUCGUCGUUAUCAGCUACCCAAACACUGGUCGUCCCUGCUCGCUGCGCUCUCGUCUACUGCUCCCUGCUGACCAGGAAAUGGGGAAUAGGGAGGGAGGGGAAGGAG
Messenger RNA from Penaeus chinensis, 812 nucleotides. RefSeq lists its product as uncharacterized. The coding region runs from base 181 to 777 and encodes 198 amino acids. The record is from RefSeq and is a predicted model, not a curated record. Lineage: Eukaryota; Metazoa; Arthropoda; Malacostraca; Decapoda; Penaeidae. The transcript has 6 exons.